This is a messenger RNA of Trichoderma citrinoviride, 1419 nucleotides long. RefSeq lists its product as hypothetical. Lineage: Eukaryota; Fungi; Ascomycota; Sordariomycetes; Hypocreales; Hypocreaceae. Gene Ontology annotation, molecular function: RNA binding. The coding region runs from base 1 to 1419 and encodes 472 amino acids. The transcript is spliced from 5 exons. The record is from RefSeq and is a predicted model, not a curated record.
AUGGCUGACGCUGGCGCCGUCCCGACCUCUGCGCAGCCUGGCGCCUCUGCCGCCCAAAACGGCCAGGGCAACCCAACUCACCUCCCCCCGCCCCCCCUCCACAUCCCGCAGAACACGAACCCAAUCCCGACGGCCAUCACCUCUCCGCGAUCCGGCGUGGACGCUGGCGGCAUCCUGUCCCCGACCACCGGCUUCCGACGAGCUGCGCCUGAGCCCAACAAGCGGGCCCUCUAUGUUGGCGGGUUGGAUCAGCGGGUCACCGAGGACGUGCUGCGUCAGAUCUUUGAGACCACUGGCCAUGUCCAGAACGUCAAGAUUAUUCCCGACAAGAACGCCAAGGGCUACAACUAUGGCUUCGUCGAGUACGACGACCCCGGUGCGGCGGAGAGGGCCAUGCAGACGCUCAACGGCCGGAGGGUUCACCAAUCCGAAAUUCGAGUCAACUGGGCCUAUCAGUCCAACACGACGAGCAAGGAGGAUACGUCAAACCACUUCCACAUCUUCGUUGGCGACCUGUCAAACGAAGUCAACGAUGACAUCCUGAUGCAGGCCUUUUCUGCCUUUGGCUCCGUCUCGGAAGCUCGCGUCAUGUGGGACAUGAAGACGGGCAGAUCUCGAGGCUAUGGCUUCGUCGCCUUCCGCGACCGGCCCGACGCCGAAAAGGCUUUGAGCUCCAUGGAUGGCGAGUGGCUCGGAUCGCGGGCCAUUCGCUGCAACUGGGCCAACCAAAAGGGCCAGCCGUCAAUGGCUCAGCAGCAGGCGAUGCAAGCCAUGGGCAUGACGCCCACCACCCCCUUUGGUCACCACCAGUUCCCUGCGCACGGCGUCGCUAGCUACGAAAUGAUCCUCGCGCAGACCCCCAACUGGCAGACGACGUGCUACGUGGGGAACCUCACUCCCUACACGACUCCCAACGACGUCGUGCCCCUGUUCCAGAACUUUGGCUUUGUGAUGGAGUCGCGCUUCCAGGCGGACCGCGGCUUUGCCUUUAUCAAGAUGGACUCGCACGAGAAUGCAGCCAUGGCCAUCUGCCAGAUGAACGGAUACAAUGUCAAUGGCCGACCCUUGAAGUGCAGCUGGGGAAAGGACAAGGCUCCCAACUCCGGAUCGUUUGACCCUCAGCAGCCGUACAGCCCCCAGACCUCCCAGGCCCCGGGCUUCCCUGGUACUCCCACGACCCUCUGGCUGCAAAUGGCGGCUGACCGUGACAUCUUUGCUGUAGCGCAAUACAACGGACAACAGGGCAACUUUGGCGGGCCGCAAGCUGGCUCGCCCGCAGGAUACAGCGGCUCCCCCAUGGGAUAUGGUGGCCCUCAGAGCGCCGGAGGAUACGGUCGCGGCCACCAGGGUCCCAACGCCCAAUGGAAUCAGAACCAAGGACAAAACUUCAACAACGGUUUCGGCGGCUAUCAAUCGUAG